This is a messenger RNA of Polychytrium aggregatum, 840 nucleotides long. RefSeq lists its product as uncharacterized. The coding region runs from base 97 to 816 and encodes 239 amino acids. Gene Ontology annotation, biological process: regulation of cyclin-dependent protein serine/threonine kinase activity. Gene Ontology annotation, molecular function: cyclin-dependent protein serine/threonine kinase regulator activity; protein kinase binding. The transcript has a single exon. NCBI's taxonomy places the organism in Eukaryota, Fungi, Chytridiomycota, Chytridiomycetes, Polychytriales. Gene Ontology annotation, cellular component: cyclin-dependent protein kinase holoenzyme complex; nucleus. The record is from RefSeq and is a predicted model, not a curated record.
GACAAUUCUUCCACAAUCCUGUCCACAUUUCCUGUCCACAUUUCCUGUUGACAAUCCUGUCCCUCGGCCCAUCAUCUCUCUCGCCUCCCUCCUGCCAUGCUCACCACUCCCCUCGAUCCUGCCCAACAUACUUGGCCGCAGAUGGUCCCCUCGGCCGCAUACCCGGCCACAUACCCGGCCCCGCUGGCCACCCCGGACCAGUCAACACAUCCCGACUCGGUGGCCUACUACUAUCUCUACAUCCUUGAGACUCUGUACCCACAGCAGUUCCUGACAUCGCUGGCUGCCCCGACGACCUCGCCCAUCUUCAAGAUCAUCAAAAAGUUUCUUAUCCAGUCUCGCGACUCGCUCUCGGUCUUGCAGAUGGCCCUGGUGUACCUUUACCGCAUCACUACUGCUCUGCGCAUCGGCCCUGUCCUGCGCUCGGCCCUGUACUCGCUCGAGAAGAACAUGUGCCUGAUAUCCGGCUCGCUGCCGAGCCAUGGCUAUUAUUGGGAUCCUCCGAGUCUGCCCUCGGGCUGCUUGCCCGUCGUCGUCGCCCUGCCCUCGGCCCCGCGCUCGCCCUUCAACUGUCCCGAGAUGAUUGUCCAUUCAGGGACUCUGAUGUUUGUCGCUGCCCUCGUCGUUGCCUCGAAAGUACACUACGAACGCAGCUAUGCCAACAAGAUCUGGGCCCAGACCGCGGGCCUGCCGCUUGAAACCUUGAAUCUGGCCGAAAGGAGGCUGAUGGAGGAACUGAACUACAAUAUGUUUGUCCGGGCCGAAGACCUGGCUCCCCUCUCAGUCUUUCCACCCUCGAUAGCCUGCUGCCCGUAGCAGCGACGUACGAGGAGCCUUCUG